Molecule: messenger RNA, 3912 nt
Organism: Sphaeroforma arctica JP610
Lineage: Eukaryota; Ichthyosporea; Ichthyophonida
Exons: 19
Coding region: 142-3591 (1149 amino acids)
Biological process (GO): SREBP signaling pathway
Cellular component (GO): Golgi membrane; endoplasmic reticulum membrane
Molecular function (GO): sterol binding; protein binding
Source: RefSeq, a predicted model, not a curated record
GUCUGCUACAUACAUAUUAACCAAGUGCAGAUGUAGACAUACUCGACUACCUAUCCCAUCUAACCCAUGUAAUAACUAUAAUUGAACUGGGAAGUAUGGCUUUAUAGCAGUAGAUCUUCCUCGCGCCAAUCGAACAGCAAUAUGGACGAGGUAGAGGCCGUAGGUCCGCGGCGGGGCUCCAUACUCAGAUCACAAGAAAGUACGGCGUUCACAUCCCGGUAUACGUCAGAUGGGCUGCCGAUUAGCGCUGACCGAUCACCUACCGCAGUUUUUAGGCAACAGUUUUACCGGAUUGGUUACUUCUGCGCAACGCAUCCCUUUGUCAUCUUCUUCGUGACUUUCAUAGCCUGGACACUAUGUUCUCUGCCGUUGUUGCUCUUUGGUCUGGGAGACCUGCAGCCGCGUCUGAUUGCUUGGUCGGCAACCUCUGCGCCCACGGGCAUGGAGGCUCAGCUGCCGUCUCGCCCAGAGGUGACUUUACUCUCCAUGAGGCUGGACGUGCCACGAGAUGCCACGCCCGACGUGAAUGCCUGUAGGCAUAUAAUUCUUACUACCAUGGAUACUCUCAAGCGCAUUGAGGGAUUUCAUACCGAAAUAGGGUCCCGCAACGUGUCUUUCACCGAUUUCUGCUACCAGCCCGACGACCAAGAACAAUUGUGUGUGUUGGCGGCACCGGGUCAUUUCUGGAAGGACGACAGGGCCGCACUGAUGGCUGAUCCUGAUCCGCUCGAAACGAUGACGCGGUCGAGUGCUAUAUACAGAGAAGCAAUUGUCGGGGGAGCUACUCAUGCAUGGGGUUCCAACCAGGUCAUCGGUUUCAGUUCUCUGAGUACAACAUUUGCAUUCGAAACAUCUGAUGAAAGGGCGGGAGAUCGAUCCUUGUUUUUACAACGGCUCACCGGUUGGCUUCAAUCCGAAAAUUCGACCGUCAAUGCCAAUAUUAGCUGGCAUUUCUCUGACAUGCAAACGACACACCUGUACUUUGAGGUUCCACAAAUCGAGCUGAGCUCUGACGUCAUUUUCCUGGUCUGCACGUACGUCCUAGUAAUCCUGUACAUUUACUUCAGUGUCGAAACCAAAUUUCACAUGGUAAAAUCCAAGGUUGGAUUGGGUUUGACGUCAGUAGUGAUGUUGCUAAUUUCUCUCAGCAUGUCCGUGGGAAUCUGCCAAAUGUUUGGAUUCGUGCCUACGCUGGUGGUUGUAGAGGUCAUCCCUUUCCUCAUCAUCGCUGUUGGAGUCGAGAACAUCUUCUUCAUCACACAUGCCGUGGUGGCAACGCCCUUGGACAAUUCGGUACACCAUCGCGUCGCCGAAGGUUUAUCGAACACUGGCAAUAAGGUUGUUGUGUACUUAUUGGCGGAGUUGAUGCUCACCAUCGUGGGAUCGUUGAGUUCCAUCGACGCUUUGCGAGAGUUUUCGAUCUUUACCUUUUUUUCGCUUUUGGUAGAUUUUUACCUGCAGAUCAUAUUCUUCCCCGCGGUUUUGUCAAUUGACAUACGACGGAUGGAGCUGAGCGAUAUCCAGAUGCAUUUAAAGCACUGUCAGACAGUGCAUCAGCCACGGCGGCGGCGAUCACGUUUUCUCACUCGCCGGCCGGGCAAGCUAAUUUCAGCUCUCGCGAUGGUUCUGCUUUUGGUAGCAGCCUUCAUUCUCAGCGAAUCAGAAGGGGCAAAUAUCAGCUUGCCACCGUAUAAUACGAACAAAUUGCUUAAUGAAUACAACGGAAUAUUACUGGACAAAAGAUACGUCGCCUAUGUCCCACCAAUGAAUGGUGCGCUUCGAGAUAUCGCUGGGCCGAAUGGAUCGCGAAUUGAUCUGACCACCAUACAUGUAAGUACGGAGGCAUCGAUCGUCAACGUCGCUUUGACCGUCUUUGACACGCUGGUGAAAACAAUGACGGAGAUUGCGAAAGAAGUUACGUCUCACAUGUGGCUCAAUAUGGUCUUAAUAGUGGUACUUUUCCUCGUGAUCAUGGCUUGGGUAUGGCGCAUGACUUCUGGUCUCCAUGAUAGGCUCCCAGAUACAAGCGACAUGGUUGAGAAGUGGAAAGAUGGCGACAUUGAAACGGACCAGUUUGGCUUGGAAAGUGAUCAACACUCUGCCGAAAUCUCACAACUUGUGUAUUCAGAACAAGUUUUGAUCUCCUCGUGCACCGAUAGCAUAGUCAAAGUAUGGCACAUCGAUACCGGUCAAUGUUUGCGAACGUACAGCUUUCUACAACCCGACAUAGUCCCGCCAGAUGAAGAAGAUGAAACUGUGUGGAGUAUAGCGAUUGCCGCUAAAGGGCUGGUGGCAAUCGGGCUCGGUUCUGGGGCUCUCUUAGUUGAUCGCCUCAAUUUACGGUCAUCCUCGCGGGAGAGGCCCGGCCAAAGUUCAUAUUUAGAUUCUCCUGAUCAGGGAAUACGUGGCUCAGCAAAAGCUGGGAGUGGAGGCGAGCAAUUACGCACAAGAGCAUCAUCCUGCAGCACAUUAACUAGGUUGAACUCCGCAUGCACGAGCGGUGUAAGCUGCAUAGCGACGGGUUCAUAUUAUAUCAUAUCUGGUGAUGCAGAUGGCUGUGUGCGUGCGUGGAGCGCAACGGCUGGCCUUGAGUCCGAAUCCUCCUCAUUUUUGUCUCUGCCAUCAUUAGCAAGCACUAGCUCCGAUUCAGAUGCGGAUAUGACAUCCAUGGGCCGGACAGUGCCCUUGAGCAACAUCACUGAUCUGAAUACAAUGCGCAAUUUUCUGUCUGUGGUAUGCCACACGGCAGCUGUCACCGUACUGGAAAUGAGUGGCCAGUUGUGUGUUUCGGGAUCGACCGAUGCCUCUGUUUGCAUUUUAUCUCUGUCGCAAGGAGCUAUCUUGCACAAACUCGAUGGACACCACCAUGCCAUCUCGUCGCUUUCUCUGUGGAAUUGGGCUAGGGGUGGUUUGCGUGUAGCGUCUGGCGACGAGAAUGGCACUGUGUGCCUAUGGGAUGCGCAUUUAGGCAAAAAGUCACGUGCGCUCUCUGGUUUGACAUCAGCAGUGCUGACCACGUGUGUGGACAAUCGGCCCACUUUUUCUCACACAUCAGCCAGUAGGACUCUGAUUAUGGGCUGCGAUUUUGAGCAGCUAAUUGUAUGGGAUGCUCGUAGUGGUAGGGCUUGUUGCAAUCUGCCGGUGCCGGAUCAGGGCUUGGUACAACCAGCCCAUCUCAAAAACGGCCUGGUGGCCAUUGGGGCAAUGGACAGUAUUGGGUUAUACGAUGCGAUUAGUGGUACGUGCGUGCGGGUUAUAGAUUUGCCUAAGCUGCAAGUGACCGUUGACAGACGAGAAGCCAGGCGGCGGCGAGUGCGACAGCAGCAUAAUCAAGACAAUGACCAGCAAAAUAGUACUGGAAACACACCCAAUGGUGCGAGCAACCACAAUGCUCAGUACGCUGGCGAGGACGAUGAGAGGCCGCGCAUCGUUAGCCAACAAGAUAUGUCACAGCAUGUCGACACAACUAUACUGCCCUCAAUACCGGUGUCCGUGAGGUUUUGUGGUGAAAUCGUCGUCUGCUCUCGAGGGAAUUCCCUCUUCAGACUCUCGCGGAGACGUAGUGAAGAUAAGGAUAAUAAGGCGGAAUAGCACCACAGUGAUAUAGUAACAACGACCUACUAGUACGAUAUGUAAGAGAGUUAGCACUAGUGCAAGUCCAGUUGUUGAGCAGCUGAGCGGCCAACGACCCUACAUGGUGUUGUUUGAAAAGUUUACAGUGAGCACAUGAUGGUAUGUCAUAGAAUGACUGAGUCGCUACAUGUCAGGGUCAGAAGUCUUGAUAUAUGUGUAUUAGUGCUUACUACUCCCAGUACAUACCAAGAUGGCUCAAACGGCUCUAAGCCUACGUGAAUAAGUAUUCGCUUCACAUAAAUCCGCAAUGCAUGGCUAAUUUAUCACAGACAUUAAGAC